CCGCAACAGAUACAGUCCUAAAAAUUCAUAUUCGCAAUCGCCUUCCAGCACGCGUCCUUGUUUAAUAGCCUAUAAUUACGAGCUAAAUUUCGAUUUUUUCUUGCAACGAAAAUCACCGCGACAGAAGCCGGAUGGCCCAGUGUUUUUGGUUGUUGGUGGCGAAAAUGCAGCCGAUCGUGCUUGGCUGUCAAACGAGGGCCUACCUUAUGUACAAUUAGCGGACCAAAUUAAUGCGAGCAUUUAUUUACUCGAACAUAGAUUCUACGGCAACAGUCGGCCUACAGAAAAUACGUCCGUGCACAAUCUGCAGUAUUUAAAUGCAAAGCAAGCCGUUGAAGAUAUCGAUAAAUUUGUUGAAGAAGUAAAUAGGCGCGAGAAAUUCAAGACUCCGAAAUGGAUUACUUUUGGUGGAAGUUAUUCAGUUAAAUCUUGCUUUCAGAUUUUCUGUCUAGAUAAAGUACUGAGCAUCAUGUCUAAGACUGUUAGUUUACUCUCAACACCGAAUUUCAGGCUGAGCACGAAAACUGCCCUCAACAAACCACUUCUUAUCUAUAAGCGAGAACUUAGCUUCUUUUUAGUCAAUAACCCUGCCCCCUUCCUUCCGUUAUGA
Molecule: messenger RNA, 610 nt
Organism: Gongylonema pulchrum
Lineage: Eukaryota; Metazoa; Nematoda; Chromadorea; Rhabditida; Gongylonematidae
Source: the annotation of a GenBank genome assembly